This is a messenger RNA of Penicillium maclennaniae, 2022 nucleotides long. Its product is annotated as N(6)-L-threonylcarbamoyladenine synthase family protein. The coding region runs from base 1 to 2022 and encodes 673 amino acids. Gene Ontology annotation, biological process: mitochondrial tRNA threonylcarbamoyladenosine modification. The record is from RefSeq and is a predicted model, not a curated record. Lineage: Eukaryota; Fungi; Ascomycota; Eurotiomycetes; Eurotiales; Aspergillaceae. Gene Ontology annotation, cellular component: mitochondrion. The transcript is spliced from 5 exons.
AUGAAGGCCCUCGUUGAAGAGAACGUUAUUAUCUGUGCCAACCGCAUUGCUUACGGAAUAUAUGGCCAUGGACAACCUGUCGUUCUUUUACAUGGGACUCCGUCUUCAUCCCUCAUCUGGCGCAAUGUGAUUCCGCAUAAUACUCGUAACGGUUUCAAAGUCUUUGUCUAUGAUCUACUCGGAUACGGUCUCUCGGAGCGUCCAUGGAAUCCCGAGAUUGACAUCUCUAUCUCCGGACAAGUGCCCAUCCUGGAAGGGCUACUCGCUCACUGGGGACUUGAAACAUUCCAUCUUAUUGCCCAUGACAUUGGGGGUGGAAUCGCACAGCGAUUUGGUGUUUCAUCUCCCCAACGGCUACGCUCCUUGUCAUUGAUCGACGUCGUGAGCUUUGACAGCUACCCCUCUAAAAGAACAAAGCAGCAGAUGGAGGAUGGAUUGGAAACCCUCAUCAAAACAACAGACGACGUACACCAAUCCCACUUCAAUGAAUGGUUGCUCUCUGCCGUUCUGUUUCUGCACCAAGUGCAACAUUACGACCCGAAACACACCAUGGAGAUUGCAGAUCGGAUCCAUGAGCUCGGUAAACUACCAGUGAAAAUUAUUUGGGGUGCGGAUGAUGCAUGGCAAGUUGUGAACUGGGGACCCUUUGAGGGCACGGAUGGUCCGUGCGGCUCCGAUCUUUUCUUGCUCGCCGCGUGCAACUUCUUCGGUAACUCCUCAAUGUUUUUGUUCACAAACUCGCUUGCAACGUUGCGAAGGUCCGCAAUAUGCGUCUCGCGCAACUUGUGGAAGAAUCAGCGGGGCCUUUUAACCCUUGCGAUUGAGACAUCAUGUGACGAUACAUCGGUAUCUAUUGUCGAGAAGAAGCAUGAUGAUUCCACCGGAAGCAGAGCCAAGAUUCAUUUUCUCGAAAAUAUCACCGCGGAUUCACGGGCGCAUCGCGGCAUUCAUCCGAUCCUUGCUCUCGAGUCGCAUCAAGAGAACCUUGCAAAUCUGGUCGACAAGGCUUUGAAAAGUCUACCGGCGUCACAUAUUGAUGGAAAUACUAUUAAGCUCGCAGAUGGGUCAACGCGUCGCCGUCCAGACUUCAUUUCGGCCACUAGGGGCCCAGGCAUGCGGUCAAAUCUGUCUGUUGGACUUGAUACUGGAAAAGCUCUCUCAGUAGCUUGGCAAAUUCCCAUGGUGGGCGUUCACCAUAUGCAGGCACACCUUUUGACUCCACGGCUGGUCUCAUGCCUGAAGGAAGGCGAUGGCACGCUUCACUCGAAGUCUUUGACAGAUCAUAAGAUCAUGGCCUCAAGUGAUGACAUUGCUAUUGGAGAGACACUUGACAAGGCGGCACGCGAAAUAUUGCCCCCUGAUUUAUUGCAAGGAGCAAAGACUACGAUGUACGGCAAGACCUUGGAGCAAUACAUCUUUCCAAAUGGCAAGGCCGACUUUGCUGACUACCGGCCUCCUAUGAAUCGAGGAGAAGAGGUGAUCAAAAAGCAAAGCCGGUGGGGUUGGAGUUUGACCACUCCUUUUGCAAAUACCCGUGCCCUGCAGCUUAGUUUCUCGUCCGUGUCAAGCAUGGUCAACAAAAUCGUGAAGGACAAGAACGGGGCCAUGUCUGAGGAGGAGCGGGUCGAUCUGGGCCGAGACGCAAUGCGUGUUUCCUUUGAGCAUCUUGCCUCUCGAACUAUCAUCGCUCUCGAGGCCCUCCGUUUACACAACACUGGCGAUCAAGAGAUCAAAACUCUUGUUGUCAGUGGUGGUGUUGCUGCCAAUAAAUUCCUCAUGGCAGUACUUAGAUCCUUCUUAGACGUGCGCGGGUUUGAACAUAUUCAGAUCGUUGCGCCGCCGAUCUAUCUGUGCACUGACAAUGCAGCGAUGAUUGGGUGGGCAGGCAUUGAGAUGUUUGAAGCUGGCUUGCGGACUGACAUGAGCUGUCGUGCUCUUCGCAAAUGGACCCUUGAUCCUCAAGCUGAUGACGGCGGAAUCUUGGGGCCCAGUGGCUGGAUUUUCAGCGAAAUAUCUCGCUAA